Molecule: messenger RNA, 2769 nt
Organism: Polypterus senegalus (gray bichir)
Lineage: Eukaryota; Metazoa; Chordata; Cladistia; Polypteriformes; Polypteridae
Product: cartilage oligomeric matrix protein
Exons: 19
Coding region: 69-2366 (765 amino acids)
Biological process (GO): cell adhesion
Cellular component (GO): extracellular region
Molecular function (GO): calcium ion binding
Source: RefSeq, a predicted model, not a curated record
GUUUCUGAGUUGCUAGUUGAAUUGGAGAAUUACUUUUAAAAGUUGAUCGUUGUUGUCCAUUUGCUCAAAUGGGGAUUUUCCACAGCAUGAAGAAAACUCGGACUCUUCCCUUUCUAAUUAUCGUGCUUCUUCACAGCUCUAGUUUGAUUUGUGGACAGCUUUCACCGAGUCAAGCAGAGGUAGUGAGAGAAAUCAAGGAAACCAACCGAGCCCUGGCUGAGAUCAAGGAGCUCCUGAAGCAACAGAUAAAAGAGAUCACAUAUCUGAAGAACACAGUGAUGGAAUGCGAAGCCUGUGGCAUGCGAAAUGGGAAUGUUAGACCUACAGCUGAAUCCAGGAGCUGCAUCCCCAACCCAUGCUACCCUGGUGUCCACUGCUUAGAGACAGUUUCAGGGGUCUUGUGUGGUCCUUGUCCAGAAGGUUUGACUGGGAAUGGAACAUACUGUGCAGAUAUUGAUGAGUGCUCUGUGUUCCCAUGUCACCCUGGUGUGAGGUGCGCCAACACCUUUCCUGGCUUUCGUUGUGGUCCUUGUCCUGAAGGCUACUCCGGGCCCACCUUGGAGGGAGUGGGAUUGUCCUUUGCACAAAGUCAAAAGCAGGUUUGUGAAGAUGUAGACGAGUGCAGCAGGGGAAACCAUGGAGGUUGUGUCGCCAACUCUCUCUGCAUAAAUACACAGGGGUCUUAUCGAUGCGGGCCAUGUAAAGCAGGGUACACUGGUGACCAACGUCGAGGCUGUCGUGCAGAAAAGGCCUGUGCCAAUGGACUGCCCAAUCCAUGCCAUAGUAAAGCAGAUUGUAUUGUUCAUCGGGAUGGAUCAACAACUUGUGUAUGUGUUCCUGGAUGGGCAGGAAAUGGAUUUAUUUGUGGCCCUGAUAUUGACAUUGAUGGCAUCCCAGAUGAGAGGCUAUCGUGUCCUGAAAACAACUGUCAAAAGGACAACUGUAUGACUGUGCCCAACUCAGGCCAAGAAGAUGCUGAUUCAGAUGGGAUUGGUGAUGCCUGCGAUGAGGACGCUGAUGGAGAUGGAAUCUUUAAUGUGGAGGACAACUGUGUUCUCGUGCCCAACACAAACCAGAGAAAUGUGGAUCAGGAUGACUUUGGGGAUGCAUGUGACAAUUGCCAAGUGACCCAGAACAAUGACCAGAGAGACACAGAUGGGGAUGGCAAAGGUGAUGCUUGUGACAGCGAUAAGGAUGGAGACGGGGUCAGAAAUAUUCACGACAACUGUGAAACAGUGCCAAAUCCCGAUCAAAAGGACAGUGACAACGAUGGAGUGGGUGAUGCUUGCGAUAGCUGCCCAAGAGUGGGCAAUCCUGACCAGCUGGACAUUGACAAUGACCUCAUUGGUGAUCCAUGUGACACAAACAAGGACAGUGAUGGUGAUGGACACCAGGAUUCUCGUGACAACUGUCCCAUUGACAUAAAUAGCUCACAACUUGACACAGAUCAUGAUGGCAUUGGGGAUGAGUGUGAUGAUGAUGAUGAUGGUGACGGAAUUCCUGAUGUGUACCCCCCAGGGCCAGACAACUGUCGACUUAUACCAAAUCCUUACCAGGAAGAUGCAGACGGUGACGGUGUAGGCAAUGUUUGUGAACAUGACUUUGACAAUGACACAGUUAUAGACAACAUUGAUGUGUGUCCUGAAAACGCUGAGGUGACACUCACAGACUUCCGUGCCUAUCAAACUAUUGUUCUCGACCCAGAGGGGGAUGCUCAAAUUGACCCAAAUUGGGUGGUUCUCAAUCAGGGAAGGGAGAUUGUCCAGACCAUGAACAGUGACCCUGGUCUUGCCGUUGGCUACACUGCCUUUAAUGGAGUCGAUUUUGAAGGAACAUUCCAUGUAAACACAGAAACCGACGAUGAUUACGCUGGCUUUAUCUUUGGGUACCAGGACAGCUCUAGUUUUUAUGUGGUUAUGUGGAAGCAGGUGGAGCAGAUUUACUGGCAGGCUAACCCAUUCCGUGCUGUGGCUGAGCCUGGGAUUCAACUCAAGGCAGUCAAAUCAAUCACUGGCCCCGGAGAGAAUCUUCGCAAUGCUUUAUGGCACACUGGACAUACAGCCGAUCAGGUGAAGCUGCUAUGGAAAGACUCAAGGAACGUCGGAUGGAAGGACAAGACCUCCUAUCGUUGGUUUCUCCAGCACAGGCCUCAGGAAGGCUACAUCAGAGUACGGUUUUAUGAAGGACAGCAUAUGGUGGCAGACACUGGGGUCAUUGUUGACACAACCAUGCGUGGUGGACGCCUUGGAGUCUUCUGCUUUUCUCAGGAAAAUAUCAUCUGGGCAAAUCUACGCUACCGCUGCAAUGAUACUCUCCCGGAGGACUUUGAAAGGCACAAAUCCCAGCACGGCCGCUUCCAGGUUUGAUUUGGCAUGACGGACGUGCACAGAGAGAUGGAGAAAGAGAGACAAAUGUGCCUCUGCUUGAAUUCUGGUCAUUUUGUUGUACAAACAUAUAAACCUAAAAUAUGUUGCUGCUCAAGGUUAAAGCUUUGCUACUGGAUAGAUCUGUGUUGAAAUGUUGGUUUAUUUGUAUAAUAAAAACAAAAAUGGAGACUUAAAAAAGCUUCUUGACUGAGUGCUCUGCUUUGUGGUGGUGUGGACUGAAAUCGUCUGGAGUGCCGGAGUGGCAUUGCUGAAUAUUGGCAGGACAAACAGAACUGUAUGGUGUCUUUACCGAGUAUUCCCCCUGCUAUAGCCCUGCAUUGUCAUAACGUUUGUGAGACUUACCAGGAAUGUUUACUGAGUUCAUCUCCUCCCGCCCUUUAAG